Pneumocystis jirovecii RU7 is the source of this 3189-nucleotide messenger RNA. RefSeq lists its product as uncharacterized. NCBI's taxonomy places the organism in Eukaryota, Fungi, Ascomycota, Pneumocystomycetes, Pneumocystales, Pneumocystaceae. Bases 1 to 3189 code for a protein of 1062 amino acids. The record is from RefSeq and is a predicted model, not a curated record. Gene Ontology annotation, cellular component: transcription export complex 2; nucleus; cytoplasm. The transcript is spliced from 10 exons. Gene Ontology annotation, biological process: mRNA export from nucleus.
AUGGAUAAUAAAGGAAAAGGAUGGGUAGAAAGCGGACGAGGACCUCGUAUGACGGAUCUUUUCCCAAGAGUGAAAUCUAUUAAAAGUUUUUCAAACAAAGGACGUGUACAAAAUGAAGAAGUAAGCAAACAAUAUGAUGUAGAAGCAAGACAGCGACGAUUUGAAAAAACUUUGUCAAAAAAUAGAUAUGAAAAGUUAAAACCCGAGCGAGAACGUGAAAGAGAAGAAGCAACAAGACUUGGAUUAAUUGAUGACCCAAAUAAACCUAAACGACUUCAUCAAGCUUUAACAUUUAUUGGAACAUGCAAAGAUAUGUGUCCACUGUUUGAACGAGAAGAACGAGAAUAUCAGAAGAACCUUGAACGCUGGGAAAUAAAUCCAUUAACAGGGCGUGUGGAUAAGAAUCUUGCAGUUAAAGCAUUUCAUAGGCCAGCAGCUGGUAAUGAACAGGUUCUUCCAUCAGAUGUCCGCCCACCACAUGUUCUGAAGUCAACACUUGAUUAUCUUAUUGAUCGUAUUGUUUGUGGGGGUGAUAGCUUAUCAGAAACACAUAGUUUUGUUAGGGACAGAACUCGUUCUAUACGCCAGGAUUUUACUUUUCAAAAUAGUCGUGGACUUGAAGCAGUAGAAUGUCAUGAACGUAUUGCACGAUAUCAUAUUCUUUGUUUGCAUCAAUUAUGUGAAAUUAAGACUUUUAGUCAACAACAAGAAAACGAACAGUUGCAAAAAGUUCUUCAAUCUUUAGUAGAAUUCUAUGAUGAUCUACGAUGUUUAAAUAUUCAUUGUCCUCAUGAAUCCGAAUUCAGAGCUUAUCAUAUAUUAUCACGUAUUCAAGAUCCAGAUAUUAUUCGUCUAGCUCAAACCUUGCCUCAAGAACUGUUUUUUUCUUCUCCUAUUCAACAUUCAUUGAAGCUAUAUGCUCUAGUUCAAAGAAAUAAUGAAAAAAUUGGAAUCCAUAAGAUACCUAAUACUGAAGCUGCUCAAAAUCUUUUUACUCGUUUUUUUAAACUCAUAGCAAGCAAAAAAACUACAUAUCUUAUGGCAUGUUCAGUUGAAAUGCAUUUUGCAGACAUUAGGAAAGGUGCUUUAAAAGCGAUGAGACGUUCCUAUUUAGCAAAUCAUUCUCCAUUCCCUAUCGAUGAACUUGCAGAAAUGUUGGGAUGCGAUAAUGUUGAAGAAGCUGCUGUAAAUUGUGAAUCAUAUGGCCUUGCAGUUGAAAGGAAUGCAGAAGGAACACCUGUUUCUGUUCAUAUUCAUAGAUCUUCUCAAUGGAAUGAGACUUUACCAUCUAUUAAACAAAGAUUUUCUAGACGUUUGGUUGAGGCUAAGCGUGGUUCACAGUCUUUUUCAGACGUUAUUAAUGGAGUGCUAAGUGAACCAUAUCCCAUACAUUUUCUUUCACCAACUCUCAAAAAAUCAACUUCUAAAGAAACAUUAAAAUUACCAUAUUCAUGUUUAAACUCAAAUGUACUUACUUUUCAUUCAUCAGAAUCUGACAUAAGUAAAGAAACAAAUAAAAAACAUUCUACAUUUCUAAAUAAUAGAUUUCUUAAUAAUAAUCAAAAAAUUAAUAUUAAUGGUAGUUCUAAAGAUCAGAAAAAUGAAAAAUUUAUAAAUUUUGAAAACAAACAGAAUUUAAUAGAUUUAUCGAAUAAUCAAUGUAAAUCUUUAACAGCUUUUCAAAAUAUUUCCUCACAUAAUGUUGAAGUAAAUAAUUCUUCUGAGUCAUUUGAUUCUAAUAAUCAAAUAAAAAAUGCAGUUUUAAAUGAACAUUUUUGUGAUUUUUCAAGCAAUAUUCAUCAAAAUUUAUGUGAAUUUAAUAAUAUAUUAAGAAAAAAAGAAUCUAAGAAGCUUUCAAAAAAGCAAUUUCUAAACAUUUUAGAUACAAUUUUUUUAAAAAUGAUGAAUUAUCAAAUAAAAUCAGUUAUUACAUCAACAAAGGCUGAAUUUAAAUAUUUUAAUGAAAAAAGAAACAAAAUUAUAAACGAAUUUGCAUUUGAAAUUAUAGAAUCAUUGAUCAAAGAAUUUAUUUUUGAAGUGGCUUUUGAAUGUAUAGCUGAAAAUAUAAAUAAAAAAAAUUUUUUAAAAAACAUAUUUAAUAUUAUAAAAAAUAAAUAUAAGUCAAGAAUACUUCAAAAAAAACAAUUAGAAAAAAUGAAAGCAGAAAAGCAGCAAAAAUUUCAUCAAUAUUAUACUGCUUUAAAAAAAAUAGAUAUUAUAAAUACUAAAAGUAAAAAUAGAAAAAAAAUGUAUAGAUUUUUAAACAGAGAAACUGAUGAGGAUAUCGCUGAAGCGCUAAAAAAGACCCAUUAUCAUAUAAAUGAACUUUGGAAAAAUGAAAAUUUAACUGAUAUUCUCAUUUCUAGAAUAAAAAAUUUAUCGAAAAUAACAUUUAAUUUCUGGCAACUCUUAAUUUUUUCUACAAAUUAUGAAACACCUACUUCAUUUUGGUUAAGACAAAAAUUUGAAUUAAAAUAUAAUUCAGCUGAAUUUUCGUGGAAAUCGACAUCAAAUUUUGAUUUAGAUAUUGAAAUUGUGAUGCCUAUCUCUAAUGCUUUUGAAAAAAAAUGUUACAAAUAUAUAGGUGCUGUUAUUUUCGAAUGUAGUCUUAUAGAUUGCAAAGAUUCAUUGUUAUCUCCUAAAUGGGAUUUUUGGAAACAUCAGUUACAUACAUUAGUUGAAAAUAUACCCUGUGAGAACAUGUUUAGAUUCCCUUUAUUAAUUAUUUAUUGGAUGGAUCCAGAAAUAGAUAUGCAACUUGAUACUCUUUUUGAUAUACCUUUGCUUAAAAAAAAACAAAUAUUAUUGACAAAUGUUGAAUUUUUCAAAAUUACUUCGAUUGAAGAAACUAAUUUAAAAAAUGUAUUUGAACGACUUCUCUCUUAUGUAUUACCGGACUUAAGUGGUUAUUCUUCAUCAGAUUUUAAAGGCAUUAAAAGAUUAAGGCAUAAUAACGAUAUUUUAGAUGAAACAGAUGAUAUCAUUUUAUUUGCAAAAAUGCCUCAAACUAUCCAAAGAAAAAUAAGGAGGAGAAACGCUUUUUCUAUUAAUACUCAGGAAGUACUUAAAGAGUCUUAUUUAAUGGAUCAAACAAAAUCAUUAUAUUCUGAUACAUCUGCAAUUGAACUUGUAUCUGUUCAAAAAUUAUUUGAUAAUAUUAAAGCAGCACGAGAAUUAUUGGCGCCAUAG